Molecule: messenger RNA, 1311 nt
Organism: Hipposideros armiger (great roundleaf bat)
Lineage: Eukaryota; Metazoa; Chordata; Mammalia; Chiroptera; Hipposideridae
Product: sialic acid-binding Ig-like lectin 14
Biological process (GO): cell adhesion
Cellular component (GO): plasma membrane
Molecular function (GO): sialic acid binding
Source: RefSeq, a predicted model, not a curated record
AUGAGGGCCAGUGACACUGCCCUCUCAGGUUCCCUGCAGGAGGAGCCAGGAUACGAGCUCAGACUGAAGGAAGACGUGACAGUACAGGAGGGUCUGUGUGUCCAUGUGCCCUGCUCCUUCUCCUACCCCUGGGGUUCAUGGUCUUCCUGCGCUGAACUCUACAUCUACUGGUACUGGAGUAGGGACAACAUAUACCAAGGUUAUCCUGUGGCCACAAACAAACCGCGUGCCCCAGCGAGGCCUGAGACCUCGGGCCGAUUCUGCCUCUUUGAGGACCAGACGACCAACAGCUGUUCCCUGAACAUCAGCAACGCCAGGAUGAGCGACACAGAAAGCUACUUCUUCAGAGUGGAGAGAGGAGAUGAUGUGAAAUAUAGUUACAGAUAUAAGAAGCUGAAUUUGCAGGUGACAGCCCUGACAGAGAAACCCAACAUCCACAUUCUGGAGCCUCUGGAGUCCGGCCGCCCCACACGCCUGACCUGCAGCCUGCCAGGGUCCUGCGAAGGGGGAAGACCUCUGACCUUCACCUGGGUGGGGGCCUUCGAGAUUCUGCAAACCACUUCGCCUCUUCUCAUCCAGGAGGGCCAAGCUCUGCGGCUGGUCUGUGCUGCUGACAGCAACCCCCCUGCAGCACUGAGCUGGUUCCGGGGGUCCCCAGCCCUGAACGCCUCCCCCAUCUCCAGCACCGCGAUCCUGGAGCUGCCUUGAGUGGGGACUGCAGAAGAAGGAGAGCUCACCUGCCAAGCUCGGCACCCGCUGGGCUCCCCAAGUGUCUCUCUCAGCCUUUCUGUGCAGAGAAGCCCUCCUUCUUGCAGAUGUGUGACUGAGGAGCAACAGGGCUCCUGGCCCCUGGUCCUCACCUUGAUCAGGGGGACCCUCAUGGGGGCUGGCUUCCUCCUCACCUAUGGCCUCACCUGGAUCUACUACACCAGGUGUGGAGGCCCCCAGAGAACAAGGCCGAGAUCCUGACUGAGCCCCCUCCUCCUCAAACGAAGCCCAGAGGGACAGACGUGGGACACCAAUGUCAGCUUCUCCCUGGAAACUCUUGACUCACACCCUGUCCCAGUUGUACCCAUGGCAUUUUGAUUUGUGGAGGUGACUGAGUGACGUACGGAGAGUCAAUGCUAUUGAAAGAAGAUGUUUCUUACUGACAUUUUCUUCUGUCCUUUUUUACCUUUGCCAGGUCAGACAGGGCCACGGGGAAAGCACCAGGUUUGGUCAGGAGGCAGGAGCAGGUGAGGGGAAGGCCUCCUAUGAGCCUUUAUUGGGGAUUCCGUAAGACAUCCAAGGCAGGGCAAGGCAAACAGUCUA